Molecule: messenger RNA, 1530 nt
Organism: Dioscorea cayenensis subsp. rotundata (Guinea yam)
Lineage: Eukaryota; Viridiplantae; Streptophyta; Magnoliopsida; Dioscoreales; Dioscoreaceae
Product: general transcription and DNA repair factor IIH subunit TFB4
Exons: 10
Coding region: 204-1112 (302 amino acids)
Biological process (GO): nucleotide-excision repair; regulation of DNA-templated transcription
Cellular component (GO): transcription factor TFIIH core complex; transcription factor TFIIH holo complex
Source: RefSeq, a predicted model, not a curated record
CCCGACUCUUAUUCUCCUCCAUCGCUGCAGUUUAUGAAGCGGCCCCCUUCUCAAGUUCAACAGCUGUGGCUACUUCUCUCCGAUCAAUCAGCUGGGGCUUCGAUCGAUCACUGAAGUGCUUGAUUGCAAACCUCUAAAGAACCACCGAUUAAAUACGAUUCCAUCUCACUCUUUACAGACUUUUUCAUAAAAGCCAAUUAUAAAUGGCUUCAUCGGCACCACCCCCGAAGCUGUAUACUGAUGAUGUAAGUCUCAUCGUGAUCAUACUCGAUACCAACCCCUUCUUUUGGGGCACCCUCUCAAACACAACGGCCUCAAACUUCUCCUUUUCCAAAUUCCUCAACCACAUGAUUCCCUUUGUUAACUCGCUUCUCCUGCUUAACCAACUCAACCAUGUUGUCCUUAUUGCUGCUGGUGUUACUUCUUGUGGAUACAUAUAUGAUUCUGCCACAGCUGUGGCGUCUGAUGGUGGUCAGAAGGUGCCUGCUGUUUGUUCUGAGAUCUUGAGUCGCUUGGAGGAGUUUGUUGCAAAAGAUCAAAAACUCGGUAAUGGUGAUCUGAGGACAGUUGGCGGUGUGAUGUCAUCAUUGUUCUCAGGGGCACUCUCACUUGCACUUUGUUAUAUACAGAGGGUUUUCCGGUCUGGUAUGCAGCAUCCUCAGCCAAGGAUUUUAUGCUUGCAGGGCUCCCCAGAUGGACCUGAACAAUAUGUUGCAGUGAUGAAUGCAAUAUUCUCAGCGCAACGUUCCAUGGUUCCUAUUGAUUCAUGUGUUGUGGGAAUGCAACACUCUGCCUUCUUGCAGCAGGCUUCAUAUAUUACCGGUGGGGUUUAUCUGAAACCACAACAGCUGGAUGGCUUAUUUGAAUAUUUCACAGCAGUAUUUGCAACUGAUUUGCAAUCUCGCAGUUUCUUGCAACUUCCUAGACCUGUUGGUGUGGAUUUUCGUGCUUCGUGCUUUUGCCAUAAAAAGACCAUUGACAUGGGGUAUGUUUGCUCUGUUUGUCUAUCAAUAUUCUGCAAACCUCACAAAAAGUGUUCCACUUGUGGAUCAGAAAUCAGUCACUCACAAACUGAACAGUUGGAUCGCAAAAGAAAACUUUCAGAAGUUUGAUAUAACAGGCAAGCGCACAGCCUCACACCUUGCUAAUUGUUAGAUGCAUCAUCGGCUUUUUUUUCAGGUGUUGAAUCCUCAAGCAAGACACAGCAUCUUAUCUUCUUUCAAGCAUGACUUGUGAGGAAUUUUUGUGCCGGCGUCAUACUUACCUACUGUCGUAACCCUUUUUCUCUAUAAUUGAGCACAUAAUACUUGCAACAUCCCAUGCAUGUAAAGUAAACCAUCUCCUAAUAUUUAGGUGAUGUUUGAUAGUGUGGAUUAUAAAAGGUGUUGUAGAUUUGAAUGGAAGGAAUGGAAUUUAACUAUUGUCAUUGGAUUAAUGGGCACAUGAUGAAUGCCCAGUUUGUUAUUAUUCUCUUGUUUGCAUUGUAAUUUAGAGGAAAUACUAAAAUGUUGACUUAAUCCUGUCUAUUUU